Messenger RNA from Protopolystoma xenopodis, 393 nucleotides. The record is from the annotation of a GenBank genome assembly. Lineage: Eukaryota; Metazoa; Platyhelminthes; Monogenea; Polystomatidea; Polystomatidae.
AUGUCUGGGCUGCUCAUUGUCUUAGCUAACCAACUUCUUAAACUUACCUUAUUUAGGGACCAUUCUAACCUGUCCAGUGGCGGAAUGUCACCGUGCUCCUCUUUCGCAUCCUAUUAUACUUCGCCUGCUGUUAGCCCACUGGUUACUGCUAGCGGUGAUUUUCAGGAGCCCUUGCUCCAGUCACCACUGGGAAGUGGUCAUUGUAGCCCUCGGAGAGGCAUAGCUGCGAUGAGGCAUCCACCAGCCAGUCUCCUUAAAGAGUUAGAUGAGCAGGCCGCAGCAGUCAUGCAGGGCGUCGGCUACUUGUCGGGGGCCCCGGAAGAAGCAUCCGCCAUGGGGGCUCGCGUCUUUACAAGAUGCUUAGCGCAUCAUUCGAAGGCAAUACUUUAUUAA